Molecule: messenger RNA, 732 nt
Organism: Hansenula ciferrii
Lineage: Eukaryota; Fungi; Ascomycota; Saccharomycetes; Phaffomycetales; Wickerhamomycetaceae
Gene: RRG7
Product: Rrg7p
Exons: 1
Coding region: 1-732 (243 amino acids)
Cellular component (GO): mitochondrion
Source: RefSeq, a predicted model, not a curated record
AUGCUACUCACAAACUCAGCCCAUCUCCCUUUAAGACAUAUCAUACCCAAAGCCUUCCAUAUCACCAAUUUCAUACGGUACAAAAGUGUUAAGCCAACUUAUGAUGAUUUAUCCUCAUAUUUAGAAUAUGCUGAUUUUGUUCAAGUGAAUAAAGAUACUACUGUUUUCCAAGGUACUAUAUUUGAAAUGAGGGCAAAGGAAAAACUUGAGAAGGCUCUUAAAAUUAAGAAUCUUAGACAUGCUGGUGGUGCUUUUGAUAAUGGUAUUGAUUUGAUCGGAAGUCUUGAUAUACUUCAGUACAAAACUGAUAAAGAACCAAGAAAAGCUGUACCCUUGAAAGGGAAAAGAGUCAAACCUUUAAUCCUCAGGAAAAGAACAGAUCUAGAUGUUAUUAUUCAAUGUAAAAGUUUUUCAUCAAAGGUCACAGCUAAGGAAAUUAGAGAACAAUCAGGAAUUUUCAAUUUUAAUAUUAGAAGAACAGAUCGGAAUAAUUCUUUAAUGAUUAUGGCUGCAUCUAGUGUUUUAACUUCUCAAGGAUUAACCCAACUAGAUACUGUUGAUAUACCUAUGAUCUACUGUCAAAUUUCUAGACUAAGGCAAAUUGCUGAGAAUCCUUAUGAUUUAAGUUCAUAUGAAGGCGGUGAUUUGUUAGGAUUUUAUUUCAACCCAUACGCUUUAGCCUUAUUUGAAGGUACAUCGUUUUAUGAGCAUACCCAAUCCUCAUGUAUAUAG